Messenger RNA from Fusarium odoratissimum NRRL 54006, 2435 nucleotides. RefSeq lists its product as uncharacterized. Lineage: Eukaryota; Fungi; Ascomycota; Sordariomycetes; Hypocreales; Nectriaceae. The record is from RefSeq and is a predicted model, not a curated record. Bases 92 to 2290 code for a protein of 732 amino acids. The transcript has 2 exons.
AUAAUCAAUCACAUCAGCUCAUUUUGAGCACAUCCAGUCUCAACUAGACUUACAACCAUCAUCAACUUAUUCAUAUUUUUCAUCAUUUUCCAUGACGCCAAAGAACUCAUCCACGCGUCAUCGCGGUAGACCGCCGCCGGGCGUCAAGGGUCAAUCGUCACCAGAUUAUCCAUCUCAUCGUGCUUAUCACGCAGCGUCGCGCAUUCAUCAGUUGAGCGGAAUGUGGCCAAAUGAGCUGUGCAAAGGCUUUGUUCCUGACAUGUGGGGAAUUCGACUCAUCGAGAGUCUCUCUGCGCUGGUGUCGCUCGUGGUGACCAACAAAGUUGAUAUUGAAGAGGUGCGACGCAGACUGAAAGGUCAUGCGAACCACCACCCACGCACAAAGUAUCCCCAACUACGCAAAUCUGAUAUUCUCAAAGCCCGGAAAUGGCUUCGCGGUAUGGGGAUUGAUACCAAGCAUACAAAUCUAAAUGAGCCUGUAACAGUGAAUGACCAGAGCGACGAUGAGAUUGGCGACAGUGACGCGACUGAAGCAGACUCUGAACCUGUUGAUGAAAUAGUAGCUUUGGGUUUGCCCGAGGAUCAGAUCUCAGAGGAUACCGAUGAAGACGAGGAUGAAGUUGAAGAGGACGAGGAGGAGAAUGAAGGACAACACAAUGAACCGGGGCAAGUUCAAGAUGGUGACGCUGAAGAACAGGAAGAGGAAGAGGAGGUGGAGGAGCAAGAGGACGAGAAUGACCUCGACUGGGCUGCGCCGAAGAAACAGAGCCCAAAGAAACUGAGUCCGCCUCGAGAAAGACGCCGCUCACCAGCCAGAGAAAUCGUCGAGAUCGAAGACGACGAGACAGAUAAGGGAACAGUGGUGGAUCCAGGUGGUGAUGGCUUCAUGAUGAAUGACAGUCCAGAGCCUGUACAGCCAAACGGUCUAUCUGGACCUGAUCACAGAACCUCAACACCCAACUCUGCAUCAGCAGCCUCAAGCCGUCCGCGGCGCAGUAUCCAACAACCAUCUCGCUUAGUAUCAGAUACACCUAGGAGCUCUGUUCGCCAAAGCAGCGGCUCAGCAGAGUACACGUCUGCGACUCUCGCUGUCAGGAGUCCACCGGGUUCGCAACAACAAACACCAAGUUUUCAAGUACCGGUGCCCAUACCCGCAACUUCUCAGCGCGAUAUGCGCCCUCCUCAACAACCUACACCAACUGCCUCUCCUGCAAACACAAUGCAGAAUUUUGUGAAACCUCGCCCACAAUCACAUACAGCAGUGCCUCUUCCCCCAAUCCCCGGAACCAAAAUUGCAAUGCAACUCCAACGAUCCAAUAGCCAGCCAUCGGCUUCAACUUCCGCUUCAAAUUCUCGGAGUUCCGCAACUCCCCGCACACAAGCCAGCUCUCAGCCAUUGGCGUCGCCCCGCACUAGUGCUACCUCUCAGACCCCUCAACAGCAAUUAGGCAACUGGUCAUCAGCGUCUAACCCCGUGGCUCCUCAAGGUGCUUACACCCAAUCAGUGAACAGUCAACAAUCGACGCCUCAUCACCUGGCUCCAUCUCGGGGUAAUAAGCGCCCGGCUGAAUCAUCACCAGCAGCAUCAUUUGUGAACAAUACCCCAACGAACGCCUCACGAUCUGGAGCAAAGAGGCAAAGGACAUCUAAUGCUCUACCGCAUCAGUUUCAAGUGCCUAGAGCAAUCAAUUGGGACGCAGUUUUGCCCUCUGGAGACGAGUUCAAAGAAAGCUUGAAAAAUGCUUCCGAUGCCAUAAAGCCAUUUGUGCACAAGUUUGAAGAACUGUUGGCCGACAUCGACGACGAGCAACGCAGGCUCUCUGCCGUUCAGAGCAGCCUUUUCCAUAAAAAGAACGAUUAUACAAACGACCAAAAGAAAGCCCAGGACGCUCUCAAAGACGUUGAGGAAUCCACAGCCAACGAAAACACAACGCUUAGAGGUCUUGAGGAAGUUUACCAGAAGAACCCCGGGGAUGCUGAGCUCCGCACCUUCAUCAAUAAGCGGAAGCAGACUAUUCUCGAGCACAAGGAGGUAUACAUCAUCGUCAAAAGCCAGCUCGACAAGAGCAACGCUGGAAUAUACAAGACCGAUCAUGAGAUUGCGCUUGUUACUAAGAGACUUGGGCAGCUUGAUGCUGAGAGAGCGGAUGUUCUGAGGGAGAAGGAGGGUGUUGACAAGGCAGCCAAGCGGGUGAGAAUAAUGUCGAAAUUCAUGGAACCUUCAUGGCAGGCUACGCUGGAUAUGCUUCUGCAGUCUGUGGGUCCUGAAGUUUUGGAAAAGGCUUUCUGAGAGGGAUAUUCAUUGCUUUGAGUACAUUUCGAAGGUGUAAUAUCUAGGGCAAAAGCUUUAUCAAGCGGGGCGUUUUCUCGGACAGGAUACCUUGUAUGUUUUAUAAAGUGUAGUGUAAUCAGAAUGCUUGAAACUUCUAGAACCG